AUGUUCGACAAGCAGUUCCGCGUGAUGGUCGUGUCCGACAUGGACUGGACGAUGGUGGACCACGACGACCACGGCGACGGCGCGCUCAAGGAGUUCAACGACCUGUGGAACAGCAAGUUCAAGCACGACUCGGCCCUCGUUUUCUCCACGGGACGCUCGCUGCAGCUCUUCCAGGAGCUCGCCUCCCAGCACCCGCUCGGCACGCCCGACCUCCUCGUGUGCUCCGUGGGCUCGGAAAUCUACCGGUUCGACGAAGCGCGCAACCCGUCGCUCGACCCGGAGUGGAUCGCGCACCUCGACGAGGGCUGGGACCGCGAGAAGGCCUGCGCGAUCGCACGCGAGUUCUCGGAGCUCAAGCCGCAGCGCGACUCCGAGCAGCGCCCGCACAAGAUCUCGUUCCACCUCGAGUGUCCGAGGGAGGAGGGCCGCGCCAAGACCUCGGCGCUGCAGGCGCGCCUGCGCGACGCGGGUCUUCCGGCCAAGGUGAUUUAUUCCGGCGGCCUCGACGUGGACAUCCUCCCCGACCGCGCCGGCAAGGGCCAGGCGCUGGCAUGGCUGCUCGAGAAGAUGGGUCAGGACCAGGGCAAACCGAGCCAGGGCACGGUCGUGUGCGGGGACAGCGGGAAUGACGUCGAGCUGUUCGAGGUGGACGGCGUGUUCGGGUGCAUGGUCAGCAACGCGCACGAGGAGCUGCGGCACUUUUGCGAGCGCGAACAAGGGGGGCGAAAGAUCCACAUGUGCCAGCGGCGGUGCGCGGGCGGCAUCGUGGAGACGCUGUACCAGUUCGGGCUCGUCCCGCAGUGA
Messenger RNA from Pedinophyceae sp. YPF-701, 804 nucleotides. The record is from the annotation of a GenBank genome assembly. Lineage: Eukaryota; Viridiplantae; Chlorophyta; Pedinophyceae.